Molecule: messenger RNA, 568 nt
Organism: Funneliformis caledonium
Lineage: Eukaryota; Fungi; Glomeromycota; Glomeromycetes; Glomerales; Glomeraceae
Source: the annotation of a GenBank genome assembly
UAUUCAACUUGCAAAAAAUAUUACAAAUUCCUCCGAAAAUUCGUGGAGCUCUUAUGAUAUAGAUAACAUUCGAAUCGUGGUUGGAUUAGACAACUUACUCUGGAUUUGCUUAUGGUCAUGUUUAUUCACAACAAAUAAUUUGUCAUACAUGGACCAUUUUUAUUUCAAAACUUGUACAGCUCUUGAAUAUGAUGAUGAAUAUAAUAAAGUAAUAACAUGGGACUUUCCAGCUAAACGAAAUAAAAAUAAUAAUAAGCCUGUUGAACUGUUUAAAUUACAUUUGAGUGAUAUACCGGAUGAGCUUAAACCGAAGCUUCCAGUUGGAUAUGAAAAGGCUAUUACUGAUUAUCUUAGAGAAAUUGGACAGGCGAUUAAAGAUGACCUUUCAAGACAUUGGGAUUCUUUAAAUUUUUAUAAGGAUGUAUUAUUAGUUCUUACGUGUACCGCUGAUUAUUUGGAAAAUGCAAGUUUGAUUAUGAGAGAAUGUGUAUAUAAUGCAGGGCUGAUUGUAAAUAUAUGUUCAAGUAAAUUGCAAUUCGGUACAGAAGGUGAGAACAUUCACUAUUGA